Molecule: messenger RNA, 412 nt
Organism: Glossina fuscipes
Lineage: Eukaryota; Metazoa; Arthropoda; Insecta; Diptera; Glossinidae
Exons: 7
Coding region: 26-412 (128 amino acids)
Source: RefSeq, a predicted model, not a curated record
AUACAUUUUUUAUUUUAUUUCUCGGAUGAUCGUUAAUUUGAUAUUUCUGUCAACUUUUACUGCAUAUACAGGUUAUCCGCUUUGUUCAGAGCGUGAGAACAGUAAUUUGGGUGAUACUGACGGGCAUUAUACCACACACAAUGGAACCGCCACUAACGAUUCUUGUAUUAAACCCGCACCGGAGGGGGCUAAUUAUUAUUUCAAAUGGAACCACGGAAAACUAUCAGGUGGGCUGGAACAUCCAACGUACGAAACACAUACAAUAAAUGAUGUUGAGUGUUUUGAAAGCGUAAUUGUUAACAACGAUGGCUACUAUCUGUGGGUUCCUCGUAAUUCUGACAAAAAAGAUAAGUGCGUGAGUCCAUCCGGAGAUUAUGUGUGGUAUCAUGGAGAUUUACCAAAGGGUAAGUAA